Mya arenaria is the source of this 3792-nucleotide messenger RNA. Its product is annotated as alpha-(1,6)-fucosyltransferase-like. The coding region runs from base 530 to 2371 and encodes 613 amino acids. Gene Ontology annotation, biological process: protein N-linked glycosylation. Lineage: Eukaryota; Metazoa; Mollusca; Bivalvia; Myida; Myidae. Gene Ontology annotation, molecular function: alpha-(1->6)-fucosyltransferase activity; protein binding. The transcript has 12 exons. The record is from RefSeq and is a predicted model, not a curated record.
UUGAGGAAAUUAUGACAAAUUUGAAGUGAGAGAAAUUAAAUAUGUUUUUAACACUGCAAGUCUCAAUUUAUCUUUUAACUGGUUUUAGGAGUUCACACCUACAUACAGUUUCAGAUUUGCAAACACAGUUGACAUUCUUAGGGUAAGAACUGCCACAUUAUGGCAGGAAAUUAUCGAUGUCAAAUAAUGAAUUCAUUUUGCCUAUUAUAAUGACAAAAGUAAUAUAGAUACGGAACAUCUGGCGCAUAGAAACAACGUUUUCACGUCUACAUUGACAAAUGUAAGAGAUAUUUAAAACGAUUCAGAAGCACAUAUUGGGAAUUAACGCGUCUGGACUUUUGGCAACAAAUAGCCUCCAUAAAAAGCACGCAAAUGGUCAAACGUGUCUGAUCUCACCAAAACAAAACUGAUAUUGAUGCAAAAGUGAAGAAGAAAAAAAGUUUUGACUUUCAACAUUAACAUUUUCUUUGGAAAAAUAUCAAUUUUUGACGGAAUACUCGGAUAACGGAUUGCUAUAGUUCUUAUAAAAAUGACACGUGUGAAAGGAAUACAUGCUUUAUUGGCGAUUUGUGGAGCAAGUUUAGUCCUCAUUAUCUGUAAAUACGAAUUCGUCAACAAACAAUCAGCUCUUCUUAUUAUGCCAACAAAAGAACCAAAAAAGAACUCCGUCUCGACAGUCACAAAACUAGAUUUCAAUAGUACGAAUAUGAUGCUACAUUUUGCAUCCCAAGCAAAGAGAUACUUUGUUGAAAUUGCUCAAGACAUGAAAACCACGUCUAUGCAGAACUACAUGAAUAGUACUUUGUCGGACGUAAGCGCCUUAUUGGAAGUUAAAGAAAAUAUGUUAUAUACCUUUGAAGAAAUCUUCCCAUCUACGCAGAUUGAUCUUAAACUUCAAGACGUUGUAAAAAGUUCGCCAUUUUCUUCAUUGAGAAAGGAUCGGUUGCCGAUUAACGAGGCAAUUCAAAAGGAACUAAUACAAAGGUAUCGCGACAAAGGAUUUGGCCAUUUUGCCGAGUUUGUUCUCAAAAGAUGUGAAGGUUUGAAGGAACUGUCUGCAAACGAUUCUGGGAUAAUGGAAACGUUAUCAAAUGUGUGCAAGAAGCUUCUUAAACUGCAGACUGAACUCGCAAGGGGGGUCCUAGAAGAAAAAAUCAGACAUCAGACGGGUAACGAAUGGAGAAUAAAGAUGUCACGUGAGCUGCAGAGUGAGGUCCAAUAUCAUCUGAAUCAAUAUAAGGAAUCUCCCCAAUGUAACUCAUCUAGAAUUUUGACGUGUCUGCAUGUGUUCUGGACACCUAUAGGAAGUUUUAUACACAGAACCCUUAGUUGUUUGGUAGCUGCUCUUUCCUCACAGAGAGCAUUGGUCAUGGAUGCAAAGGACACUACAUUUAUUCCGACGAAUUGGGGAAGUUAUAUGAAUUUAAAACAUAGGCAUCAUUGGCCUUGUUCGAUAUCAAAUUCAAUGAAUAUAAACAAUGAGAAAGACCUUGCAAAGUAUUCUUCAUUUGAAGAACUGACGAUGCCCGCAUCUGGAAAUUCAAUUACGAAUCCAACGGAAAUUCCAAAUCAUUUGGCCAAGAAAUUGUUUUCCUUCAACAAACAUCCGUCAGCUUGGUGGAUAGGAGUAAUGGCUGAAUACGUCAUGCUGGGGAAAGAUAAACUUUCGAGAAUAUUUCAGGACGCAAUUCAGACAAUGCCGUUCACAUCCCCAGUUGUCGGGGUGCACGUAAGAAGAACGGACAAGAUUGGUCCAGAGGCGAGGUUCCAUGCAUUAGAAGAGUACAUGAUCAAUGUGGCUGAUUGGUACAAUGCAUACGAGGCAGUUCACGGCCAUGUUGAGCGCAAGGUGUAUUUGGCGUCGGACAACGUCGAAGUUCUCUUCGAAGCCGAGCAAAAAUACCCAGAGUAUGUGUUUAUGUUCAACAAAACCACAACAAAGCAUUCCACGAAUGUUAAAACUCGAACGUCAAAAUUGGCAAUGGAUGCAAUUGUUCGCGACACUGUUUUGUUGUCAAGAUGCGACUUUCUCGUGUGUACCAUGAGUUCUAAUAUAUGUCGAUUGGCGUACGAACUCAUGCACGUACAAACAGGGGAUGCUUUCGACAGAGCAGUUUCCGUAGAUGUGGACUGGUUUUAUUAUUUACACUUAUCAAGAAUAUAUACUGCUAUGAUGCCCCAUAGUUAUCCAGUGCAUAUGGAAAUAAGUUUUAAGGUCGGUGACGUCAUCAUAACAAACACCUUCAAGCAGAGUCAAGUUCAAGAAAAGGGGUUUAUUAUAGGAAAGAAUAGAAGAACCGGACAGACGGGAUUAGUGCCAAAAUAUAAAAUUGUUGAAGUCUUUAUACAAAAACAAUACACGCAUCAAUAAAUGUUGCCAUGGAGAUUUUCAAUGUUGGAUGUUAAAAGUUAAAUCACUGACUUUUCGUUCCCGUGCUUACCUUUGCUCACAACAUGGAUAAUAUUCAACAAAAUUAAUAUGACAAAGACUUGUGUUUUCUUGUAUAUUUAUUUAUCUAUUGGAAUUUACUAAUCAUCGAUCCGUUUACAAAAGAAGCAAUGACUUAUUCCGGACAGGGACAAAAAGACCUCGCUUGAAAAUACAAAAGUGUGUGAAGUCGAUAUCAAAAUCACAAUGUUAAAUAUUACAUUUUUAUCAAGACAAUGAUUACAAGUAUUUUAAUUAAAAUGAAAUAUCUUAUUUGUUUAAUAUUUUAAAGCUGCACUCUCACAGAUUUACCAUUCUUACAACUUUUUUUUAUUUUUUUUUGUAUUGAAAAAAGCACAUUUUUGCGAAUAUAUCAGCAAACUAAUGAUACAAGAUUGCAGAAAACAAUCAGAUUGUAGAUUAUUAUAUUUCCGUUCGAAAAUUAAUGUUUUAUAGCUUUAACCGUAACUAACGGUUUAAGAAAAAUGCAUAAAACAUAUUUUUUUUAACCUAAAUAUAAACAUCUCCGAUCUGAUUUUCAAUAUAGCAUUAUCAUGUUAAUGUAUAACCAUGCAUGUAAAUUUGUUACAAUUUAAAUGAAUAUGUUCUGUAUAGGAGAAAAUAUUCUGAGUUGGGUUUAGUUGACACGUGUACGCGUUUUAUGCUGUUUAACAAUACAUCAUUGGCUUUAUCCCAAUAACGCUUUCACUGGCACCGGAGUUUCAAACUCAAUUAUGUUUUAAAUAAAAAAAUCUUAUAAUUUUAACCACAAAAAUUACAAUGCCAGACAUGUGAAAAGUUAUUGAUUUUUUUCUCAUAAAUAUCCACUUUCUACUGUCUAUAAUCGAAAAGACAGUACAAAGUGCAUAUUUAUUGGGGGAAAAAAUGAAAAUGUGUUCACAUUUCUGGCAUUGUCGUUUUUAGUUUGGAAUUACAAUUUUGUUUUGAUUUUUUGAGGAAUUUUUUUUUAGUUAAAAUCCAGUGCCAUUGAACGCUUCUUAUUGUAUCGUUAUGAAUCACUAUUAAUUGAUUCAAAAAUCUUAGGAAUUAACUUCAUCUUACUUCAAUAAGGCGCUUACGUGAAUUUAACGUCAAGUGUUCUUUACGAAAAAUAAAGCUUACACGAGGGCUGCGGAAAUUUACAAUAAAAAUAUAACUGGGCUUUGUUAAUAUUUGUUAAUUGGUACUUACCAAGAUCUAAUUGAUUGUUAACGAAUUCGUUAUAUGUCUUUGGGGUUUACUCGGGGUUUGUGUUUGAACUUUUGGCUGCUGGUCUUGUUUCUGUGUUUUUUUUUCACAUGGGUAUUUACAGAUAAUGAGGACUACACUUGCUCCACAAAUCUCCAAUAAAGCCUUAUUCUUUU